UAAAGACCGCGCGAAAUGGGGGCUCUCAGCGAAAUGGGGGCUCUUGAUUUCUGAGCAGGACUCUCCUGCAAGAUGUGGCCGAGGUCGAAUUUUUCCUCCGCUUAGGAAUCUGCCCAGGGGGUCCUUCGUCGUGCCCGAGUUCGCUCUCAGCUGGGGCGGAACGAGAAGAACUUGUGCAAUAAUGUCACCUCAAAAGAGAGUUAAGAACUCUCAGGUGCAAAAAAGGACUUCACAAGUUAGUGGUAAUUAUCCGACUAAUCUCUUGGCCUGGGAAGAAAAAGAGGACCUGAAUGACUCAAAGUACAGCUUGAAACGUGGACAAAACAAUCCAGUGGAAGAUUAUGGACAUGCUGAUGAUCAAGCAGAAGAUGCCCUACAAAUAGCAGUGAGAUACUUUGAGAAAGGACCUGUUAAAACUUCACAGAAUAAAGAUAAAAUCUUGGAAGAACACUUGAAAACUGUGGAAAAUGUGGCUUUGAAGAAUGGGUUAGCUCCAGAAGGAAUUGACAUUCUAUUAAAUGUGGCACUCAGUGGCAAAUUUGGGAGUGCUGUAAACACUCGGAUAUUGAAGUGUAUGAUUCCAACAACUCUAAUAUCAGAACAUUCUGUGGUUAAGGCAGUCUCCUGGCUUUGUGUUGGCAAGUGUUCUGGUAGCACCAAGGUACUUUUUUAUCGUUGGCUGGUUGCAAUGUUUGACUUCAUUGAUCACAAGGAGGAAAUUAACUUGCUCUAUGGCUUCUUUUUUGCUUCAUUGCAAGAUGAUGCACUGUGCCCUUAUGCCUGCCAUUUGUUAUAUUUACUUACCAAAAAAGAGAAUGUCAAACCAUUUCGUGUGAGAAAACUGCUUGAUCUUCAGGCCAAAAUGGGAAUGCAGCCUCAUCUUCAGGCUUUGUUGUCACUGUAUAAGUUCUUUGCUCCUACUUUGAUUUCUGUCUCUUUGCCGACGAGGAAGAAGAUCUAUUUUAAGAAUUCAGAGAAUUUGUGGAAGACUGCUCUACUUGCUGUGAGGCAAAGGAAUCAGGGACCCCCUCCUGAGCCUCUAAAGUUGAUGUUAGGUCCUGCUAAGGUCCGUCCUGUAAAAAGAAAAUGGAAUUCUUACUCAGUUAUACCAGUGCUAAAUUCUAGUAGCUGCAGUAAAGAAUGUGGGAAAAAAGGGAUGAUUCUUUCUAAUUAUCUCAGUAGCCAUGAAUUGUUUCCACUAGAACAGCUCAAAAGCUUCCCUCAACUCUUACAGAACAUCCAUUGCUUAGAGCUGCCUUCUCAGAUGGGUGCAGUGUUGAACAAUUCUCUGUUACUUCACUAUAUUAACUGUGUCAAAGACGAGUCUAUCUUACUGAGGCUCUAUCACUGGUUGAGUCAAACAUUACAAGAAGAGUGUAUUUGGUACAAGGUGAAUAAUUUUGAACAUGAGAAAGAAUUUGCCAACUUCCUGGCCACUGUCAACAGGGCACAGUGCUUCUUACAAGAGGGGUUUUAUUCCUGUGAAACAUUCCUAUACAAGAGCCUUCCUCUCUGGGAUGGCUUCUGUUGUCGAUCACAGUUCCUUCAACUUGUGAGCUGGAUUCCUUUUAAUAGUUUCUCUGAGGUGAAACCACUUGUUUUUGACCAUCUAGCACAGCUCUUCUUUACAUCAACCAUUUAUUUCAAGAGUAGUGUUCUCCAGAGUCUGAAGGAACUGCUGCAGAAUUGGCUGUUGUGGCUUUCUGUGGACAUUCACAUGAAACCUGUGAUGAACAGUCCUCUAGAGACAACUUUAGGUGGAUCCAUGAAUUCUGUGUCUGAACUGAUUCACUAUGUAGGGUGGCUGUCCACUACUGCAUUGCGCUUGGAAAGCAACAGUACUUUCUUGCUGCACUUUAUUUUGGAUUUCUAUGAGAAGGUGUGUGACAUAUAUAUAAAUUAUAACCUUCCAUUGGUGGUAUUAUUUCCUCCGGGGAUCUUCUAUCCUGCUCUUCUCAGCCUAGAUUCCAGUAUCCUGAACCAGCUAUGUUAUAUCAUGCACAGAUAUCGUAAAAAUUUGACAGCUGCCAAGAAAAAUGAGUUGGUACAAAAGACAAAAUCAGAGUUCAAUUUCAGCAGCAAGACCUAUCAAGAAUUUAAUCAUUAUUUGACAGCCAUGGUUGGUUGCCUGUGGACAUCCAAACCUUUCCAGAAAGGAUUUUAUAUUGACCCUGAUGUGUUAGAAAAAACUGGAGUAGCAGAGUAUAAAAACAGUUUAAAUUUAGUUCAUCACCCUGCUCUAUUGAGCUAUGCUGUUUCCUUUCUGCUACAGGAGUGGCCAGAAGAAAGGACAACAGUAAACAUGAGAUCUAUUCGGGGAAAGAAAUGGAACUGGUAUUUGGACUAUUUAUUUUCAGAGGGGUUACAAGGCUUGAAACUUUUCAUAAGAAGUAGUAUUCAUCAUUCUUCUGUCCCCUGAUCAUCAGAGAGCAUAAACCACCUCAUCAACAUGAAAUGAAUUUAGACUUAAAUGAACCAAUCAUACUGGACUAAAUUCUUUUCCUUGUUGCUAGAGAGGCCAAAUGGCUCAACUUGAGUUUCCAUAAUCUUUUCAUCAAUAGACUGUCAUCUUCAGGGAGUACUUGAACUGGCCUUCUAUGCAUGGCUCCAGAGAGCCUCAGUGUGGCUAACUAUAUUUUUCAGGAUCUAGAUUCUUUAGCCCACUAGUGAAUAAUGACUUCAUCAUCAAGCCCUGCCUUCUACCAAAUUAUACAUCUGUUAUGUGGUGGGAUUUUUCACAUUCUUGUGGACUGUAAAUUGUGUUGAUGGAAGAGAUCAGGUAAUAUAUAAUAUAUAGUGGCAAUUUAGCCACAGACAUACUCAUGUAAAAUGCCCUGCCUCUGCAACCUCUGGUGAUAUUGCCAUUUUCCUUAUUGUGAACAACAGUGUCAGCCAUCAAGUUAAUUGUAUAUAACAUGUUUAACUGUGAAAGCUAGCUCUAACUAAUUGGUAGAUUAGGAGCCUGGGCCUUCACUGGUAGCAAUUUGAAGAGAGAAGGCAAUGGAAAGGAUUGUGGGAUAAUCUAAAAUGUUCCUAUUUAUACUACUUUGGUUUCACAAAACUGUACUAUAUUGUGUAUGUGUAUUAUGUAUAUGUUACAUAUCCCAUUUGUAAGUGUUCAGGCUCAAAUAAACUGAGACUUUAUUUUCAGGGAUAAUUCUGAGACUUAAAAAAAUUAUAAUAGCUAGAAUAUCUUGCUGAAAAUUCAGCCUCACUGCUACUAAGUAACUCUUUGUCUUUUAAUAAAAUUCAUAUCAUUUGAGAGAAA
Canis lupus familiaris (dog) is the source of this 3268-nucleotide messenger RNA. RefSeq names its product centromere protein I (gene CENPI). Lineage: Eukaryota; Metazoa; Chordata; Mammalia; Carnivora; Canidae. Bases 182 to 2419 code for a protein of 745 amino acids. Gene Ontology annotation, cellular component: kinetochore. The transcript has 21 exons. The record is from RefSeq and is a predicted model, not a curated record.